This is a messenger RNA of Cucurbita moschata (crookneck pumpkin), 2029 nucleotides long. Its product is annotated as glutathionyl-hydroquinone reductase YqjG. The record is from RefSeq and is a predicted model, not a curated record. The transcript is spliced from 4 exons. Gene Ontology annotation, molecular function: glutathione transferase activity. Lineage: Eukaryota; Viridiplantae; Streptophyta; Magnoliopsida; Cucurbitales; Cucurbitaceae. Gene Ontology annotation, cellular component: cytoplasm. The coding region runs from base 58 to 1320 and encodes 420 amino acids.
UCAAAAGGAAGCCAAAUUUCUCGCCGGCAAAUAUUUUCAACCCACAAAUUGUAACAAAUGCCGACGGGCACCGCCGCCGUCUUUUCCGCCACAAACUUUCUCCCUCCGCCGCGUUAUCCCCCGCCGGCGACUUCAAAAACAAAGCCGACCAGUUGCCACGUCAUCCCCAGAAUGUCCCUAAACCAAAGCCCAUCAAGCGGCCCAAAAUCGUCCACCUCUUCCUCUUCUUCUUCCCUGUUAUCCUCAAUCACUAAUCUCUUAUGGGGCCCAUCUCUCCCGCCGGGGCUCCUCGUAGCCACCGUCCGUACAGCCUGGGAGACCACGUGGCAGCUCAUGAUGAGCCAGCUCGCCCCCUCCGAUACUUCUGGCGGCUACUCAAGACCCCUCUCCCAAUUUCGCGCCACCAAAAUUUCCGCCAACAAUCUCCAUCUAUACGUCGGCCUUCCAUGUCCAUGGGCCCACCGGACGUUGAUCGUCCGAGCCUUAAAAGGCCUCGAAAACGCCGUUCCGGUCUCCGUCGCCGGUCCCGGCGCAGACGGAUCGUGGGAAUUCCGGGAGAAUCCGACGGCUGAUAAUGAAACCCUAAGGCAGGGAUUGGAUAGGGCAAAUGGGUGCAAAACUUUGAAGGAGGUUUACAGACUGCGAGGAGGAGGUUACAAUGGAAGGUCCACUGUGCCGAUGCUAUGGGAUGCGGAGAAGAAGGAGGUGAUUUGCAAUGAAAGCUCUGAUAUAAUUGAAAUUUUGAAUUCGGGUCUCAAUGGAUUGGCUGAGAAUCCGGAUUUGGACCUCUCGCCGCCAUUGCUGAAGGGGAAGAUUGAAGAAUGGAACGCCAUUGUUUAUCCUAAUGUCAACAAUGGAGUUUAUAGAUGUGGGUUUGCUCAGAGUCAAGAAGCAUAUGACAAAGCUGUCAAUGGGCUAUUUUCAACGCUCGACGUGUUAGACGACCAUUUGGGGCGUUCGAGGUACUUGUGUGGUGAAAAUUUGACUCUGGCUGAUGUUUGCUUGUUUACAACAUUGAUUCGGUUUGAUCUGGUGUAUAAUGUUCUGUUUAAAUGCACAAAGAAGAAGCUGCUUGAGUAUGCAAAUCUUCAUGGAUAUAUGCGAGACAUUUAUCAGAUUCCAAAGGUUGCAGCAACUUGCAACUUUACCGCAAUAAUGGAUGGCUAUUACAAAACAUUGUUUCCUCUAAAUCCUGGGAAUAUUCGACCAACUAAGCCGGCCAGUUGCUAUCAUGAAGCACUCUUAGUUCCUUCCAAAAGGGGGUCACUGCCAUUCUUAGACACAACCAAGCAGUUUUCUGUUUUGAGUCCUCAGCUGUAGCGUUUGGAGAUUGGAUAUUAGUCAUCUGAUCAAUUACAUCACUCAUGUGGCUUCUCAUAACUGCAAUUGCAUGAUCAUCUUCGAUAUAUUGGAGCUCCCGACGUAUGAAUAUGGUCACGAGGGACGCCUUGGACUGUAGACCUCCCUGUUCCGCAGGCAUGAUGGCAAAGCCAGAAGGUCUCAGAAACACACUAUUCAUACUAAAUUUGGGCAUGAGAGAGAUAUGAACAUCUUCUUCUGACAAUUGUGAUGAUAGGACGAGGGAGCAAUAGUCAUUCGCUGUAGCUUCUUGUAAGAAAAAUUCAUGGUCCUAUCACGUUAAACAAGCAUAUCAUAUCAUUGAAGUAUAUAAGUUUUGGGCAAGGAGGAUCAGGUAAAGAAGUUUAUGUAAAAGAGAAGCACCGCAAAAAGUUCAUCAGCUACUGUUUCUUCUACUUUUCUGCGUAAACCAAUGGUGUAGCUAUUAUCUUCUGAGUAAAGUGCAGCUACCAGCUUGAGCUGUUCCGGUGAUUUUAUGCUCGUCAACUGUAUGUGGCGAGUAUAAGCAAGCAAGAAUAUAGGUUAAAUUAUAAGUUUAGUUUCUAAGACGGAGUUUACCUGGUAUGUCACAUUAUAUGUGGCUAGAAACAUUAAGAGUCUGAUGGGGGUUUCUGGAAUGUAUACGGUACUUGAGGCAACAUAAUCAUGGUUAUAGCCAAUGUUACUUGCU